AUGAACAACAAAACUGUCAUCUCCCAGUUUCUCCUCCUGGGCUUCCCCAUCCCCCCAGAGCACCAGCACCUGUUCUACGCCCUGUUCUUGACCAUGUACCUCACCACUGUUCUGGGGAACCUCAUCAUCAUCAUCCUCAUUCAUCUGGACUCCCAUCUUCACACACCCAUGUACUUGUUUCUCAGCAACUUGUCCUUCUCUGAUCUCUGCUUUUCCUCUGUCACAAUGCCCAAGUUGCUGCAGAACAUGCAGAGCCGGGACCCAUCCAUCACCUAUGCAGGAUGCCUGACACAAAUGUACUUUUUCAUGGUGUUUGCAAACCUGGAGAACUUUCUUCUUAUGGUCAUGGCUUAUGACCGCUAUGUAGCCAUAUGUUUCCCCCUUCAUUAUAGCAGCAUCAUGAGUCCCAUUCUCUGUAUUUGUCUGGUGUUUAUGUCCUGGGUACUUACCAUGCUGAAUUCCAUGUUGCAUACUCUACUUGUUGUUAAAUUGUCAUUCUGUGAGGACAAUGUCAUCCCUCACUUUUUCUGUGAUGUAUCUGCACUGCUCAAGUUGGCCUGCUCUGACAUUUUUAUUAAUGAGCUAAUGAUAUUUAUCAUGGGAGGACUCAUUAUUGUCAUCCCAUUCUUACUUAUUGUUAUGUCCUAUGUAAGGAUUUUCAUCUCCAUUCUCAAGGCCUCGUCUACCCAAGGCAUCCACAAGGUCUUCUCCACCUGUGGUUCUCAUCUGUCUGUGGUGUCACUGUUCUAUGGAACAAUUAUUGGUCUCUACUUAUGUCCAUCAGCUAAUAACUCAACUGUGAAGGAGACUGUCAUGGCCAUGAUGUACACAGUGGUGACUCCCAUGCUGAACCCCUUCAUCUACAGCCUGAGGAACAGAGACAUGAAAGAGGCCCUGAUCAGAGUCCUUUGCAAAAAGAAAAUCUCUUUAUAA
Molecule: messenger RNA, 933 nt
Organism: Apodemus sylvaticus (European woodmouse)
Lineage: Eukaryota; Metazoa; Chordata; Mammalia; Rodentia; Muridae
Product: olfactory receptor 1468-like
Exons: 1
Coding region: 1-933 (310 amino acids)
Biological process (GO): G protein-coupled receptor signaling pathway
Cellular component (GO): membrane
Molecular function (GO): olfactory receptor activity; G protein-coupled receptor activity
Source: RefSeq, a predicted model, not a curated record